Messenger RNA from Arabidopsis thaliana (thale cress), 1925 nucleotides. RefSeq names its product cytidinediphosphate diacylglycerol synthase 4 (gene CDS4). Gene Ontology annotation, biological process: CDP-diacylglycerol biosynthetic process. Lineage: Eukaryota; Viridiplantae; Streptophyta; Magnoliopsida; Brassicales; Brassicaceae. Gene Ontology annotation, cellular component: membrane; chloroplast membrane. Gene Ontology annotation, molecular function: phosphatidate cytidylyltransferase activity; transferase activity, transferring phosphorus-containing groups. Bases 98 to 1078 code for a protein of 326 amino acids. The transcript is spliced from 5 exons. The record is from RefSeq and is marked reviewed.
AGUGAGGAUACAAAGACUCUAAAUAAGUCGGAAGGUUCUAACUCUACCUGGUACAUCUUCGUAGCUACAAAACAAAACUCGCCGAGACAUUAACCAAAUGACAAAUACGAACACACUCUUCCUCAGACAUGAUGAUGAUUCAGAGAUUUUGAUUUUUCAAGAAAACUCUGUUUUUCCUCUUUUUGUUUUUGCCUCUUGGGGCAUUUGGAGAGCAAUGGCGACUUUUGCUGAACUUGUUUUAUCGACUUCUCGCUGUACAUGCCCUUGCCGUUCAUUCACUAGAAAACCCCUAAUUCGUCCCCCUUUAUCUGGUCUGCGUCUCCCCGGUGAUACCAAACCAUUGUUUCGUUCCGGACUUGGUCGGAUUUCUGUUAGCCGGCGUUUCCUCACGGCCGUUGCUCGAGCUGAAUCAGACCAGCUUGGUGAUGAUGACCACUCAAAGGGAAUUGAUAGAAUCCAUAACUUGCAGAAUGUGGAAGAUAAGCAGAAGAAAGCAAGCCAGCUUAAGAAAAGAGUGAUCUUUGGUAUUGGCAUUGGUUUACCUGUUGGAUGUGUUGUGUUAGCUGGAGGAUGGGUUUUCACUGUAGCUUUAGCAUCUUCUGUUUUUAUCGGUUCCCGCGAAUAUUUCGAGCUUGUUAGAAGUAGAGGCAUAGCUAAAGGAAUGACUCCUCCUCCACGAUAUGUAUCUCGAGUUUGCUCGGUUAUAUGUGCCCUUAUGCCCAUACUUACACUGUACUUUGGUAACAUUGAUAUAUUGGUGACAUCUGCAGCAUUUGUUGUUGCAAUAGCAUUGUUAGUACAAAGAGGAUCCCCACGUUUUGCUCAGCUGAGUAGUACAAUGUUUGGUCUGUUUUACUGUGGUUAUCUCCCUUCUUUCUGGGUUAAGCUUCGCUGUGGUUUAGCUGCUCCUGCGCUUAACACUGGUAUCGGAAGGACAUGGCCAAUUCUUCUUGGUGGUCAAGCUCAUUGGACAGUUGGACUUGUGGCAACAUUGAUUUCUUUCAGCGGUGUAAUUGCGACAGACACAUUUGCUUUUCUCGGUGGAAAGGUAACACCAAGAAUGAUACCUCACAGAUAAGUUUUUUUCUACAACCGCUUUGAAGUUGGAUUUAACUAGAAAAUGUUGCAGACUUUUGGUAGGACACCUCUUACUAGUAUUAGUCCCAAGAAGACAUGGGAAGGAACUAUUGUAGGACUUGUUGGUUGUAUAGCCAUUACCAUAUUACUCUCUAAAUAUCUCAGUUGGCCACAAUCUCUGUUCAGGUACUUAGAGAUUUCAUUUCGUUCUAUCGAAACUCGGUUUUUCGUGAUCUCUCUGUUUCUGAAUUAGUUCAUUUGUUUUCUCAGCUCAGUAGCUUUUGGGUUUCUUAACUUCUUUGGGUCAGUCUUUGGUGAUCUUACUGAAUCAAUGAUCAAGCGUGAUGCUGGCGUCAAAGACUCUGGUUCACUUAUCCCAGGACACGGUGGAAUAUUAGAUAGAGUUGAUAGUUACAUUUUCACCGGCGCAUUAGCUUAUUCAUUCAUCAAAACAUCCCUAAAACUUUACGGAGUUUGAUGAUCUACCGGAAAGACCAUAUCUUUAGGAAACUUACAAGCAUAUCCAUGGUAAGAUCCGGCAAUGUAGCUGUGAAACAAAUGGUGCAGUGUUCUCUGUUGCUACCUUUGAAAGAUGCAGAGGAUUUGAAGGUGAAAGCAGAGCCUUGGUCUUUUUAUCUGAUUGCAGCCGGUUUGAUGCUUCUUCGUUCGAUGUAAAAACCGGUUUGGUUUAUGUUUGAUAUAGUUGACCCAGAAGGGCAGUCUUUACUCUUUAGGGGUGCAUAAUUUGGUAGUUAUACGGAUUAUUAUUUUUAGACAAAUUAUCUUAGGAACUCUUUAUUCUUAUGAAAAAGGGAAAUGUAUAAAGUUUUGACUUCCCUUAUUAAAUU